AUGUGUUGCAAGAGCAGUGAUAAUGCUUUCUGGCAAGGCAUUAAACGGGAAUUCGAUUGUCUUCGUAAAGUGGCAAGAUCGCAGCGUGCUAAUUCGAUUCGAGUUCCUCGAUUGCUUGGUCUGGUCACAUUGGCAGAGACAGGGAUGAUUAUUAGCAUUUUGGAAGAAUAUAUUCCUUCGGUAGUAUUGUCUGAUUUAUCGGAGCUGGGAGAUGAGGGUAUAGAGGCUUCAACGGAAAGGAAAAAGAAGUGGGGAGCUCAGGUUCGGGAGACGGUUGAUUUACUUUAUGAUAUUGGAGUCAUAUGGGGAGAUGGAAAGCCGCAUAAUGUGCUUAUUCAUAAGGAAACCGAUAAUGCUUAG
This is a messenger RNA of Sclerotinia borealis F-4128, 360 nucleotides long. NCBI's taxonomy places the organism in Eukaryota, Fungi, Ascomycota, Leotiomycetes, Helotiales, Sclerotiniaceae. The record is from the annotation of a GenBank genome assembly.